Molecule: messenger RNA, 722 nt
Organism: Ananas comosus (pineapple)
Lineage: Eukaryota; Viridiplantae; Streptophyta; Magnoliopsida; Poales; Bromeliaceae
Product: probable calcium-binding protein CML36
Exons: 1
Coding region: 79-489 (136 amino acids)
Molecular function (GO): calcium ion binding
Source: RefSeq, a predicted model, not a curated record
GCUCUCCCCACCAUAUUCCAUAAACAACCCCAAAUCGAUCCCUCGGUCGAUCGGAUUGAGAUAUCUCGAUCGAACGCGAUGAAGCUCAUCACCCUGAAACCGCCUCAGUUUUUCAGAUCGGCGUCGAAGAGGGAGGAGAAGAAGAGGAAGAAGAAGGCGCACCUGUCGCGGUCGAACCCUAGCUCGUCGUUCGGGUCGGCGUCGGAGGAGUCGGAGGAGUCGGCGGGGUCGGGGCGCACCCCGAGGUCGGUGCUGGGGAGGGGGGUGACGCGGAGGGAGGUGGAGGCGGUGCUGCGGCGGAUGGCGCCGGAGGAGGAGGUGGCGGCGAUGAUGGAGGAGGCGGUGAGGGAGAUGCUGGUGGGCCUCGGCGACGACCGCUGCUCGCUCGACGACUGCAGGCGCAUGAUCGGCGGCGUCGACACCGACGGCGACGGCUUCGUCUGCUUUGACGACUUCGUCCGGAUGAUGACCGUCGCCGCCAAGGUGUGAUCCCGAUCUUCAUCUUCAUCUUGGCGACGACGGUUAGGAUUCGCUCCUGGUUCUCGGGGAUGGGAUGUGAUGUGAUGUUGUUUUGUGCUUUGUGGUUAAUGUGCAACGGUGUACGGAGGUGGGGUAAUUAAAUAGGGAUGUUUUUUGCUUCUUUUUUUUUUCCCUCGUUUGGGGUCCUGAUCUUGUUGCAUCUCUUUAAUUAGGACUAAUUUAGUAUCUCAGGUGCAACAAUA